AUGUCAAUCCCACACAAGGGAACUUUUUCAUCUCUUCUUACCAGUUUGAUCAAUCUUUUAUCAUUCCAAAUUUUUCUUACGAGUGCUCAAAUCGUUCCUUUACAACUCAAUGAUCUUUCGAAUGUUCUUCCUAAACCGGCUGUACCACAACGAGGCGUUUCUUCGGUGACUCCUCAAAAACGAGGUGGGUUUGUGUCAACCAAAAAUGGUCACUUUUACCUAGGCGAGAAUUUGUUUGAUUUCCGUGGUUUCAAUGGACCUACCCUUCUUGAUGUUGCCAAUAAAGUAUUUGGACUUUCCAAGGGCCCAGAGGUUGCCCACAUCACUGGUUGGGACAAUAGCACUCAAGAUUGGAUUUAUAACGAAGAGACAUGGCGACAGAUGGAUAACGCUCUUGCUAUCGCCGCCGAACACGGAGUCAAAAUCAUCAUGCCAAUCAUCAACCAGGACUAUGGAAGCUCGGACACUGACUGGGUUGGAAACUUUAUUGAUUUAAUUCGAUAUAGGUUCAAUAUCACAGAGUACACCACAGCUCAAGUUUCAGUAGAUUGGUUUGUGAAUUCAAGCAUCAGAGAAGACUUCAAGAAGAUCAUCAAGAAACUUUUAACUCGAGUGAAUACUGUCAAUGGACGUCUUUAUGGUAGAGAUGAUACUUUUUUAGCUUUUGAAACAGGAAAUGAGAUGAAUUGGGCAGAAGUCUUUGUAACCUCUAAUUCGACUAAUGGAACUACGAACGGAAAUAGCACUGGAGCUGUUAAUGCAACCGAUGCCAAUGCAACUAUCAAUGGAACUGUUACUUUUAACCACACCCGACCUGCUCCAGCAGAGUGGACGAUUGACAUUGCGAAAUACAUCAAACAAUAUGCUCCACAUACCCUAGUUAUGGACGGAAGUUACUCCCGAAACCCUCAAGAUACCUGGCCAGAGGAAACGUUAAAGUCCCCAUAUGUCGAUAUUUUCUCAUACCAUCUGUAUAACAACGAGGCUUCAUUUGAGAAAGCCUACAAGACCUUUACGUGUGCUGGUGCUCUAGCUUGGAGUUUACGACCACACGCCGAAUCUAAUGGAUUCAUCACUCAUAGUGAAUCAGAUAGUGUGUUUAGUUACCACGUUCCGGGUUGGACUAAUUCUACUGCUUCAAACUUUGAUCCUCGAGAAGCCGGUAUUGUAGCGCUUACAUACAAAUCCAGUUUUGAAAUUCUAAAUAAACCUGUGGCACCUUACCCAGUACCUGCUUCACCUUUACCUUAUUUUGGUACUAAUGGUACUCAUAUCGGGAUCACUUGGAAAGGAGCUGCUUGGGCUCAAUCUUACCAAGUUUGGGCAUCCGAAAGUGAUGGUGGAGGAUUCAUAAUGGUUGCCAAUGAAAUUCACGAUAAUGUAGAAUCAGGAGAUCUUUUCGUUCCAAUCGAUGUAAAAAGCCCAAAAUCACCAUUGCAGAUCCCAUACAAACCUCAAAUCCAUUAUCCAGAACCCAUGCCAAUUUGGCGUGAUACAAAAUGGAGUAAUCAACCAUCAAGAAACCCAAAUGAAGUUCAAAAACUAACCAAACGUCAUACAAUCUCCAUUCCAAGAAAACAUUCUAAACUCACUAAACGUCAAAAUCAUCCACAAUCUGUUCAUUCACGUACUAAAGGUGGUUGGUUUAUUGUUAGAGGAAUCAGUGUUGAUGGUUUACCUGGUCCUUUCUCUGAACCUACUUUUAUCCCAUCAACAUACUCAUAA
Molecule: messenger RNA, 1725 nt
Organism: Melampsora larici-populina 98AG31
Lineage: Eukaryota; Fungi; Basidiomycota; Pucciniomycetes; Pucciniales; Melampsoraceae
Product: family 5 glycoside hydrolase
Exons: 16
Coding region: 1-1725 (574 amino acids)
Molecular function (GO): hydrolase activity, hydrolyzing O-glycosyl compounds
Source: RefSeq, a predicted model, not a curated record